GCGGGCACUGGGUCAGACAUUGGAUCGUCUGACUGGACAGCGGGCACUGGGUCACCAGGCAUCAGGUCAUUUGGCUUGACAGCGGGCACCGCGUCAUCCGGCAAGGCAGUGGGCUCCGAGUCAACUGGUAUGACCGCGGGCACUGGUCAGACAUUGGAUCGUCUGACUGAACAGCGGGCACUGGGUCACCAGGCAUCAGGUCAUUUGGCUUGUCAGCGGGCACCGCGUCAUCUGGCAAGGCAGUGGGCACCGGGUCACCAGGCAUUGGAUCGUCUGGCUCGACAGCGCGCAUCGGGUCACCAGGCAUCAGGUCAUUUGGCUUGCCAGCGGGCACCGCGUCAUCUGGCAAGGCAGUGGGCACCGGGUCACCAGGUAUGACAGCGGGCUCUGAGUCAAUUGGCACAACAGCGGGCACUGGAUCAGGUACCGGAUCAUCUGGAUCAACAGCGGGCAUCGAGUCAACUGGC
This is a messenger RNA of Staurois parvus, 467 nucleotides long. NCBI's taxonomy places the organism in Eukaryota, Metazoa, Chordata, Amphibia, Anura, Ranidae. The record is from the annotation of a GenBank genome assembly.